AUGGCACAUGGACGGAACCACAAACUUAUGAGGUGGAGGUUUGUCAUACAUGUUGCAAUAGAUGGGUUUAGCAGAUUAGUAACAUUUGCAGAAACACCAAGUAAUAAUGAAGCAAGAACUGUAUUAAAUCACUUGGUAUCUGCUGUGGAAACUUUUGGUUGGCCUUUACGAGUGCGAACGGACCGUGGAGGUGAGAAUACAGACGUGUGGAGAAACAUGGUCGCCGCAAACGGGGAGCAGAGUGGGAUUGUGGGAAGUUCAGUUCGGAACCAACGAGUUGAAAAGUUUAAUUUUGAUAUUAAUGCAAAUGUUACCAGACAAUUUGCUGCUAUUUUUCGUUAUCUUAAAUUUGAGGGGUGCUUGAGUGCUGCAAAUGAUACUGACUUGUUUUGCCUACAAUAUGUCUAUACUUCACGUACUAACAAAGUUCUACACGAGUUUAUUUCUGCACAUAAUCAUCACGUUAUAUCAACAGAAGGUUCAUGCACACCACGUCAACUUUUUCAUUCCCACAGGCACCUCACAGAGCUGCAUAGUUCAUUCUUUCACACAGAUCCCUAUCCAACACUCAAUGUUCAAGAUCUAUUGAAUAAUUAUGGUUCCCUGCCGCAUGUAGAA
Paramuricea clavata is the source of this 618-nucleotide messenger RNA. Lineage: Eukaryota; Metazoa; Cnidaria; Anthozoa; Malacalcyonacea; Plexauridae. The record is from the annotation of a GenBank genome assembly.